Messenger RNA from Rosa chinensis, 1291 nucleotides. RefSeq names its product PI-PLC X-box domain-containing protein DDB_G0293730. The transcript has a single exon. Gene Ontology annotation, molecular function: phosphoric diester hydrolase activity. Gene Ontology annotation, biological process: lipid metabolic process. The record is from RefSeq and is a predicted model, not a curated record. Lineage: Eukaryota; Viridiplantae; Streptophyta; Magnoliopsida; Rosales; Rosaceae. Bases 121 to 1077 code for a protein of 318 amino acids.
UGAUGAUAAUUAUAGAUUUAUUGAAGAAUAGAACAGCAACAUUUAAUUAGUAGGUUACAACUUUUCUCUGCUCUACCAGCUUCUCCAAUUCAAAGCCAGAAAUCAAAGAAGAAGAAGAGAAUGGGUACCCAGUUCUCUAAACAGGUCCAAAGGCGCAAGGCGAUUUCGACUGAGAAAAAAACUCUCUGUGAUCUCUAUAAAACAUGUGGCGAGGACUUUCCAGACUGUUCAUACAAGCCUGCAGACAGAAAAAACUGGAUGGCUGGGAUCAACCCUGAGAAAGUUCACAUCAACAAGAUUGUCUGGCCCGGAACUCAUGACUCUGCAACCAACAAGAUUGGAGUCCCCUGCAUCACUAGGCCUUUUGCUCAAUGCCAAAAUCUUUCCAUCUACAACCAGCUAGUCAAAGGCACCAGACUUCUUGACAUUCGUGUUCAGGAGGAUCGCCGAGUCUGUCAUGGAGUUCUCACCACUUACAGCGUUGAUGUUGUGAUCAAUGACGUCAAGAAGUUCUUAUCUGAAACUGAGAAGGAGAUCAUCAUCCUUGAAAUCCGAACUGAGUUUGGACAUGAAGACCCUCCUGACUUUGACAAGUAUUUGGUGGAACAGUUUGGAGAGCUUUUGAUCCACCAGGACGACAAUGUAUUCAACAAAACUAUUUCGGAGUUGCUGCCGAAGAGGAUCAUAUGCGUGUGGAAACCUAGGAAGUCUCCUCAGGCCAAGGCAGGGAGUCCAUUAUGGAACUCCGGGCACUUGAAGGAUAAUUGGAUCGACACAGAUUUGCCCUCCACGAAAUUCGAGAGCAAUCUGAAGAAUUUGAGUGAGCAGCCACCGGUUACAUCAAGGAAGUACUUCUACAGGGUGGAGAACACUGUGACACCCCAGGCUGAUAACCCUAUCUUGUGUGUGAAGCCUGUGACAAGGCGGAUUCAUGGAUAUGCAAGGCUGUUUAUAACUCAGUGCUUCUCUAGAGGUUGUGCAGAUAGGUUGCAGGUCUUCUCCACUGAUUUUAUUGAUGAGGAUUUCGUUGAUGCGUGCGUCGCGGUUACAUAUUCAAGAAUUGAAGGGAAGCCAUGAUAGUUGGUGUUUUGUUCAUAUGUACAUGCUGAAGUGUUUAAUUUGAUAAUUGCGUUUUUUUACUAUUUCUGCAUUGUUUUGUUCUGUUAUAUCUUAUUGUUUGUCUGCAGGUCAAUCUAUGUGUUUGUGUUGUAAUACAUGAGAAUUGGGAUGUGAAUAUAGUCAGUGGCAUUUGCACAUUAAUAUUGAGAAGAAAUUUUUUCUCUGUGGCGAA